AUGGCUACUAUGGCGGCUGUUCACUCUGGGCCUUCCAAGCCCAAGGACUCAGUGCUUGACCUCUGCACGAGGUCUACCCUUCUCGGCAACAACAUAUCUGUUCGCAUGCUGGAGUUUCUCACUACUGUCAAGCAUCAACCACAUGGAUUCCGCGAGCUUGCUGAGAGCUUCCUCGAUGUUUGCCGUCACCUCUGGUCCAUCGAGGCCGGCCUGGCUGAGGCCAGUCGAACCAACCAAGACUGGCGCAUGAUGUUCGCCGACAAAGAGAUCAGCAAGAUGCGAGACUCGCUGCGCAAGAUUCGUGAUGCCCUGAGGAUGAGCGCCCUUGUGUUCCAGUGGUCUCUGGGCAACGGCAAGACGGAUGAGUCUGUCGGCGGUGGCUAUGCCAGCCUCGCCGAGGCGCUGGAUCGCAUGAAGAACAAGCAGGGGGCUGGCACUGUCCGCAUCUCCAAGGCCAAGUCGUUCGAAGCUCAGACCGCCAACCAUUCGCUCAAAGCGCUUCCAUCACCACAGCCACCUCUGCCUGCUCUACCGGCUCUGCCCUCUCUGUCACAUGCACCUCAUCUGCGCGCUCACUCUCCUUUCGAGAAGAUGUCUGCGCCGGACUUCGUCCUGGCGGAGAGCGGUAGGUCUUUGACACCGGAGGCUCGUCGACGUGCCUCGAUCUCCAACAGGAGUCAAAAGAGCACCUCCGACCUCGGCGCCGCUGCCUAUGGCAUUGCACGCACCACGGAUGCCAGGGGCAUCGACAGGAGGCAUGUUGCACAGGACGAUCUCACAAUCUCCGAGGUUGGUCAGUAUGACCUGCCCAGCAGGCCCGCCUACUCCAGCAGACUCGGCCGUGAUGAUGCGACCAUCUCUGAUCAUGGGCACUAUGAAGCCCCUCCCAGCCGCAUCUCGGAGCGCCGUCUACAGAUCGGACUUGGCCGUGAACAGCAUGAUAGCGGCAUGGCCCUCACAGUGGGUUCGAACGAAGAUCCCCUGUACGAUCUCCGCAGCAUCGAAACCGGCAACACUUCCCCAACAAAGAUCAUCCGUCUCAAGGCUGACCCGAUGAACAUGCCUCGGUGGACGCCCCGCCACAGCACUACUUCGACUACAUCUCUCAAGUCGGCGUUGGCGGCUGCUGUCCAUUCAAAGAACCACAAACUCGUGGAACAGCUACUUGACCGCGGUAUCUCUCCCGAGACUGGUCCUGAUAUUCACAUUCUCGUAGAUGCAGUUCUCGCUCUUGAUGCCGAGAGCGUGAGGUUACUGCUUCUUUUCGGAGCCGACCCCAACACUGCAGACAAGGAGGGCGUGACACCCCUUUUCGCUGCCGUUGAGGUAUCGGCUAUUGAGAUUGCCAGGACGCUGCUUAAAUAUGGCGCUGACGCGAACUUGUCUGCCGGCCCCGGACUGGAGUCGCCGCUCGCAACCGCAGUCAUCGACCACAAGUACGAAUUUGUUCAGCUUCUUCUGACCUAUGGCGGCGACCCCAACCACAUCAUGGCCAACGGUAACACGGUACUCAUUAUAUCCAUGAGCAAGAAUACCCCGAAGAGGCUUGUCGACCUCAUGCUCGACUACGGCUCAGACCCCAACGAGAAGAACCGUGAGGGUAAGACUGCGCUCUUCGAAGCCAUCUUCGCUGCCCGUCCCGAUCUCGUCACCGCACUACUCGACCAUGGCGCGAACCCCAACCUCCCCGGUCCGAAGCAUAUGCUUUGGCCGGCAUCGUAUCAACCAGAAUGUCUCAAGCUGCUUCUCGCCCGUGGGGCCGAUAGCAAGAAGGCCCCCGGAAGCAUGGAGCUGGCGGUGAGCAUUAACAACAUCGAGUCGGUGCGCCUCCUGCUCGCCGCUGGUGUUGACCCCAAUCUCAAGAAAGACGGCAUUUACACACCUCUGUGCACUGCCAUCCGCGACAACCGCCACGAUAUUCUUGCGCUUCUCCUCGCUAACAAGGCCGAUCCCAACCUGAUGGCGUCCGAGUACCCUGCUUUCAAGGCGUUGACCCCAACGCGCUGUUCAGAGGAGGGUCAUACGCCGCUAACGACCGCCAUUGCCGGGAACCGGCCCGAGCUAGUGGACGAACUCAUCGCCCACGGCGCCAACCCCAGCGUCCGCGGCCAGGACUGGCCCAUCUGCAUGGCGGUGCGUCACCCGGACAUGCUCAAGAAGUUGCUGCCGUCCGUCUCGGACCCGCGCGCCUUCAAGGGUCUCGUCGAGCGUGCCGUUGUUGCCAACCAGCUCGAGAGCGUCAAGCUGCUGCUUGCCGCCGGCGUCAGCGUCGAGGACCGCAACGGUGGCGUCUUCUCGCCGCUGACGACGGCCAUUCGCGAGGACAACAAGGAGAUCACGCGUUAUCUGCUCGAGGAGGGCGGCGCCGACAUCAACGCACCUGGUGAGCACCUGCCUAUCGUCAAGGCUGUGAGGCGGUGCCGUGGCGACGACACGGACAUUAUUGAGAUGCUGCUCGCCAAGGGCGCCGAUGUCAACAAGAUCUACCGUGGCUGGAACGCCGUGAUGCAGGCUGUCGAGAAUGGUGACGCUAAGGUGCUGAGGCUCCUUGUCGAGCUCGGUGGUGGCGCCGACAUGGACGCUCAGGAUGAGGGCGGCCGUAACAUCCUUGAGAUCGCGGCAGGACGGGGCUGGGAGGAGCCAGCCCGCACCAUCUUGGAGAAGUACCCAAGGGUUUGA
Messenger RNA from Verticillium alfalfae VaMs.102, 2679 nucleotides. RefSeq names its product ankyrin repeat and SOCS box protein. Gene Ontology annotation, molecular function: protein binding. The transcript is spliced from 3 exons. Gene Ontology annotation, cellular component: nucleus; cytoplasm. NCBI's taxonomy places the organism in Eukaryota, Fungi, Ascomycota, Sordariomycetes, Glomerellales, Plectosphaerellaceae. Bases 1 to 2679 code for a protein of 892 amino acids. The record is from RefSeq and is a predicted model, not a curated record.